This is a messenger RNA of Sphaerodactylus townsendi, 3439 nucleotides long. It is a transcript of the gene ANKRD13A, whose product is annotated as ankyrin repeat domain 13A. The record is from RefSeq and is a predicted model, not a curated record. Gene Ontology annotation, molecular function: protein binding. Gene Ontology annotation, cellular component: cytoplasm. NCBI's taxonomy places the organism in Eukaryota, Metazoa, Chordata, Lepidosauria, Squamata, Sphaerodactylidae. The transcript has 15 exons.
GCAUGGCGCCUGCGGCUUCACGGGAGCCCCUCUAGGGGAAGGUGGCGGUUGCUCCGAGCGAUUCCCUCCCUCCCUGCGGCCGCGUCAACGCCUGUUGGGCCGGCCGGCCGGCGAGUGAGCCUCCCCGGGGCAGGAGGGGGCGGCCCGGGCUCCCUUCCUGGCCGCCCAAGGCUGCUCGCGGGCUGCAGGGUGGGCAAGGCCGAGCGGGGGGGGGGGCGGGGCCGUGCGGGUGGCGAUGGAGGGCGGAGGAGGGGGCGCCGAGGGGCCGGGGGCGCCCAGCCUGGACGGCAGCCCCCCCGGCCCAGCUGCGCCCCCCGCAGGCGAGAGGGAGGGGCCCGGCGGGAUCUCCUCGGGCGAGCCUGGCGGCGGCGGCAACAGCAGCAUCAGCGGGGGGUUCCCGUUGCACGCCCUGGUCUGGCACAACGACCACAGGCAGCUGGCAAAGGUGCUGCAGAAGCAGGAUGUGGAGCAGCGGGAUCCUCGUGGCCGGACCCCGCUGCAUCUUGCCGUUUCUCUGGGAUACAUCGAGUCCGCCAAAGUCCUGCUGGGGCACAAGGCGGAUGUCACCAAAGAGAACUCUUCUGGAUGGACGGUCUUGCAUGAGGCGGUGAGCACUGGGGAUCCCGAGAUGGUUCAUAUGAUCCUGCAACAUCGGGAUUAUCAUCAGACCUCCACCACCCUUGGCGGGGUUCCAGAACUACUCCAAAAAAUUAAUGAGACUCCAGAUUUUUACGUGGAAAUGAAGUGGGAAUUCACCAGUUGGGUUCCGCUGGUUUCCCGCGUCUGCCCCAGCGACGUCUGCCGUAUCUGGAAGAGUGGAGCAAAGUUGCGCGUUGAUAUCACCUUGCUUGGGUUUGAAAACAUGAGCUGGGAGCGAGGAAGGCGAAGCCUGAUCUUCCGGGGGGAAGAUACUGGAAACUGGGCAGAGCUGAUUGAAGUGUCCUUGACCAAGGAAGGCUGGUGGCGUGAGUAACUUUGGUCACCCAACAGAUUACAAGCUUUGACCUUGGACUCCAUGGUCCCCAAGAGCAAGGAGGUGGAGCGGCGUCUGACCUCCCCCAUCAUCAGCACCUCGCUGGACACCAGGAACAUUGCCUUCGAACGAAACACUUCUGGCUUCUGGGUCUGGAGAACAGAGAAGUCUGAAGUGGUCAACACUUACGACGCCAAGGUCUACACAGCAAACAAUGUGAACGUAGUAACCAAGAUCCGAACAGAGCACUUGACCGAGGAGGAGAAGAGAAGAUACAAAGCCGACAGAAAUCUCUUUGAGUCCUUUUUGGGCACCAUUGAACACGAGUACGGCGCGCAGCAGGACCUCACAACAGAAUAUGCCACAACGAACAACCCGACGGCCAUCUCUCCGGAGGAAUACUUCAGCCCAGACUUUGACCUGAAGGACAGGGACAUCGGGAGGCCCAAAGAAGUGACCCUUCGGACUCAGAAGUUCAAAGCUACCUUGUGGAUGUCGGAAGCGUUCCCGCUCUCGCUUGUGGAACACGUGACUCCCAUCAUUGACCUGAUGGCCAGGACCAGCGCCCACUUCGCUCGGCUCAAGGACUUCAUCACCUUAGAAUUCCCGCCUGGAUUUCCAGUCAAAAUAGAAAUCCCCUUGUUCCACAUACUGAAUGCUCGCAUUACCUUUGGGAACGUGAACAGCUGCAGCACCAUGGAAGAGGCAUCGCCCGAGACCCUGGAAGGGGCCCAGUGGCAGCCAGCCUCUGCCUUUGCAGUGGACCAGUCCGUCUUUGAGAUCCCGAAAUCCUACCGCGUUCAGGAUGACUUCAGGAAUGCGCGUGUUCAGGACGAAGACAACGAGAUCAUGCAGUUCGCCAUUCAGCAGAGCCUGAUGGAGUCCAGCCAGAACACAGAGGCCUUGAGUGCCACCUCCAACGGGGCAGUUUCCUACUCUGAGGACCUCAACCUUCAGUACCAAAGGGCCUUGCAGGAGAGCCUCCUCGUGGACGCCAGCCCCGCUGCCCCGGCGGCCCCGCUGAGAGACUCCUCCAGCUUUGACCGGGACUUGCAGCUGGCCAUGGAGCUUUCUGUCCGUGAGCAGCAGGAGCUGAAGCGGCGGCAGGAGGAAGAGGAAGCCGAGCUGCAGCAAGCCCUCCAGCUCUCCCUCCUGGAGAAUUAGGCACUGGGGGCAGCUGCAGCGUGCACCAGAAAGCGACGGGGAAGCCGCUCGUGGCAGCAGCUCUGAGAACUGCAGUGACUCAGCAGCCCAGAGCCCUGGAGUGGCCGUCUGUGGUUCAGGGGAGCUGCCAGAACCAUCCCUUGGCGCACCGUGCACCACCCCCCGUUCUCUUUCCUUGCACUGCCUUCACAUCCAUUGCCCAGUUGCCUUCCUGGAAAGACGGGUGGGACCUUUGCCGGGCGUGAUUCCCCUGGAGAGCUUGACUAAGGGGGGGGCGGGGGAGAGGAUUGCCUCACCCUGUGCCAAAGAGAGGGGCAGCGCCCCAGGUUUUGUUGAGUUUUGAAGGCUCCCGUAAAGCGUGGCGCUUCUUUGUUGGGGCUGUGGGAGAGCAAUUUCUCUGACUCCCCGCUUCUUCCUCCCUGCUCCGCCUCCCUCGUGUAGCCAUUCCAGACUCCAUUCCCUUGCCUCCUCUCUCCCUGCAAGAACCUCUGGCUCUAACUGGUGCUUUGUACAGCUUCCUCUCGGGUUGUUUUUAAAGCCACUUACAGGAACCGUCCUCUGUGAUGAAUUCCCACGGCAAACCGCCUCUGGCUUCCUUUUAAAAGGGGUCGAUAAACAGCUGACUGCCUUGAGGACUAGCCUCUUGGGGUGUUCCCAGGGCCUUGCUUUCUGGGUCCUGCUGCCCUGAUUGGCAGCGCAGAGGCUGGGCCUGUGUCUGUGCAUGCCUGUUCCUCCCCUCCUCUCCUGCAGUCUCUUGGCAAAGUCCACCAGCCACGGGUGGGGACCAAGAGCCCCCCUUCCUCAUUGCUCCCCCCAGUUCCAGGAAGUGAGCAGAGGGAUGGUGGCGCCAGGGGCGGAACCAGACCGUACCCCUUUGGUGUGGAUCCUGUGCUUGAGGCUGAAGGGUUUUCCCUCUCUCCUUGUGCCCUGCUGCCAUAAAGCUCUUCCUGUGUCUGCUGCGCACUGCAAACGCCAAAGGCAGCCUGGCCCUUCUGAACAGGGGGGGCUUCUCUAGUGCUUGAGUCCCACCUCAGGGUGCAAACUCCCUCCACCAAGUCCCGUCCUUCUGCAAUAAACCUGCUGGGGGUUUGCCAGGCCUUAUGAAGCCGCCUUCUGUUGUGGCCAGCACCCGUGGCUGGCCAGAUGUUGCCUCACAGGGACCUGUCCCCCCUCCUUCUGGGGCGGAUCCCGGCAGCAUCCAGAAGCCCCAGCAAGUGGGCCAAGUUCCUGGGCUGCGUUUGUGCCUGGCCUGGGAGCUUCCUUUCUCUUUCAAAUAAAGAGCAAAAAGCACUUUGCAAAAAA